Molecule: messenger RNA, 4708 nt
Organism: Pecten maximus
Lineage: Eukaryota; Metazoa; Mollusca; Bivalvia; Pectinida; Pectinidae
Product: multidrug resistance-associated protein 5-like
Exons: 26
Coding region: 1-3504 (1167 amino acids)
Biological process (GO): transmembrane transport
Cellular component (GO): membrane
Molecular function (GO): ATP hydrolysis activity; ATP binding; ABC-type transporter activity
Source: RefSeq, a predicted model, not a curated record
AUGGAUCUCAGAACACGGUUUCGAUCCGGAGUACUCGGAAUAGUGUACAAGAAACUCAUGAAGUUAAAAACUAUGAAUGGAAAGGUUGCUUCUGAGGCAAUAACUAUAUUCGGAUCAGAUUCCUUGAGAGUGCUUUUGAAUGCCCAGUUAUUCGUUUAUAUUCUUGCGACGCCUGUUUAUUUGAUAAUCGGGACUGCAUAUAUCUACUACCUCAUUGGACUUUGGUGCUUCGUAGCAUUUGGGAUAUUUAUCAUGUUUUACAUGAUGCAGGUUGUCUUGGUUGAACUUAUUUCUUUACUCAGACGAAAGACCUUGUUAUGGACGGACCGGCGGAUACGAAAGAUGAGUGAAGUUCUUGGCAGCAUGAAGUUAAUAAAAAUGUAUGCGUGGGAGGAAUCAUUCAAACAAUCUGUAUUAGGUUUAAGAGAAACAGAAACGAGACCACUGUUACAAUCGACAAUAUCAAAUUUGAUAUGUAAUGCCAUCAUCCCAGUGACCCCUUCACUAGCUACAGUAGCGACAAUAUCCUCAUAUGUAAACGCCGGUAAUCAACUAACCGCGUCGACGAGCUUCUCGAUUGUUUCCACCCUCAACUUCAUGCGGAUAAUAGUGUCCUUUAUUCCGUUAGCCUGUCGGAUAUUUGGAGAAACCAGAAUCAGUUUUGAAAGAAUAAAGCGUUUUAUGCUAGAAGAUGAAUUCAGGCCGCCUGAUCGCGAUGUCAAAGACAAAGGGAAUGCAAUUGAGCUAAAAAGCACAGUGUUUAUGUGGGAUGGCGAGGGCAGCAAAGAGCCAACCGAUAAACCUAAGCUAAAAGAAUUGCGUCGUCAUCCGUCAACAACAUCGCUAGUACUACAGAGUAUAGAUCUCACAGUCAGAAGGGGUAAACAUAUCGGUAUAUGUGGAGCAGUCGGUUGUGGGAAGUCAUCCUUGCUGCAGGCAUUGAUCGGAAGGAUGCCGCUAAUCACAGGACAAAUUGCGGUUGAUGGUCAGGUGGCGUAUGCGGCACAACAGGCAUGGAUAUUCAAUGGAACAUUCAGAGAAAACGUUCUCUUCGGAAAGCCUUAUCAAAGGCAUUGGUACACUAAGGUUGUCCAUGCCUGUAGUUUGUACCAGGAUAUCCACAUACUGGCCAAUGGAGACCUUACUGAGAUCGGCGAUAAAGGAAUAAACCUUAGUGGUGGCCAGAAACAGCGCGUGAGUCUGGCGCGUGCUGUCUACAGUAAAAGCGACAUAUAUCUCCUUGACGACCCAUUGUCCGCCGUUGACGUCCACGUCGGUCAGCAUUUGUUCCACAAGUGUAUUGAUAAAAUUUUGAAGAAUAAAACCGUUGUCUUGGUAACUCAUCAACUCCAGUAUUUAAAACAUUGUGACGAAAUUUACGUUAUGGAUGAUGGUGAAAUAACCGAGCACGGAACACAUGAUUCGCUGUUGGCACUGCAUGGACAAUACACUAAAGUGAUGGCACAGUAUAAUUCCAAAAUGUACUAUACCGAUACAACAGACGAUCCCAGCAUGGAGGAAGAUGACACUUACAAGGAAUCAAUUGAUAUGAAAACAAAUCAGCAGCAGAAUGACAGGAACAAUUCAUUAGCUGCAGCUUCGCUAGAUCAAAACUACGAAAAAGGUACUUUAACGAACAGAGAAACUUCAGCAGCUGGCGACAUUACUAGGGAGACAUACAUGAGCUACAUCAACGCAGCUGGCGGCAAAAUAGUGGCAGUAUUGGUGAUCUUGCUGUAUAUGUGUUUCGCAUCUUCUGUUGCGUUCAGUGAAUGGUGGUUAGGAAUUUGGAUCGAGCAGACAACUUCACCAGCAGCAGUACCACUUCCUUCCGAACUCAAUUCAAAUGCAACAAAUUUGUCAGUUGUAGAGAAUGUCACAUUAUCCACCGAGCAAACAACAAAUAAAACAUUUUCCUUGCAAAUGGAAGAGGUACAGGAGAAAAAGGACUGGUAUUUGAAUAUUUAUAUUCAUACAACUAUAGUAAUAGCUGGAUUAGCUGUCUUAAAAGCACUAGCAGUCGGAAAGGUGAUGGUUAGGGCAUCUGUCAAUCUACAUAACAAGGCCGUAAGAAGAAUCAUGCAUGCUCCAAUGCAGUACUAUGACGCAAAUCCGUCUGGUAGACUCUUAAACCGAUUCUCGCGGGACGUAGAAGAAGCUGAUAUAUUUAUUCCGAAUCUGUUGGAUAACCUACUUCAAGUGAUGAUGGUGAUACUUCUGGCCCUCGUCACUACGACCUACAACUUUCCAUGGUUUCUCAUCGCAGUUGUUCCAAUUGUGUUUUACUUCUACAUUAUCAAAGUCAUAGCAUCCGUGUCCACUCGUAAUUUCAAACGACUUGAAAAUGUGUUGAGAUCACCACUUAUAAACCAUGUGACCAUAUCAUGCAACGGACUUAGUACCAUUGUUGCUUACUCACAAGAAAAAAACUUCAUUGAUGGAUGUGGUCGUUACUCGGACGCGACUUCCAUGAGUCUAUUGUUGUUUGAAGCCAGUAUGAGGUGGAUGAGCACGAGAAUGGACGUUGGGGGUGUUGCUGUAGCAGUUGUUACGACUAUCACUGUGCUGUUCACUAAGGGCACCGUGCCAACUGCCUUGGCAGCCCUGUCUCUCACGAUGUCCAUCAAGGUGUCAUCCCUAAUCCAGUUCUUUGCCGGUAAGAUGAAUGAGACGGAAGCUAGGUUUACAUCUAUAGAACGAAUGCAUGAGUAUGAGAGCACCGUUAUAGAAAAGGAAACCGGGAGUAUGCAAGUGGACAAAAUAUGGCCAAGUGAAGGCAGGAUAGUAUUUUCAGGUGUGAUGAUGAAGUAUCGCGUUGACAUGGAUCCCGUGCUCCAUAACAUCAGUUUUGAUAUCCUUCCAAAGCAAAAGGUCGGCAUUGUUGGCCGCACGGGAGCAGGAAAAUCAUCACUGGCAGCUGCGCUGUUUAGACUGACCGACCUAUCCGGUGGUCACGUGACUAUUGAUAACGUCGAAAUUGGCAAUAUAUCCCGGAAACUUCUUCGUUCCAAUUUAUCGUCAAUUCCACAGGAUCCCGUUCUUUUUGCUGGUACACUUAGGUAUAAUCUGGAUCCUUUUAACAUGUACACUGACGCAAAAGUGUGGGCAGCACUGGAACAAGUUCACAUGAAGGAAAAAAUGCAACUUCUGGACCAGACUCUUGACUUACGUAUCGAGGAGAAUGGAGAAAACUUUUCCGUGGGUGAACGACAACUUUUAUGUUUAGCACGUGCAAUCCUGCGUCAAAACAAGAUCCUGGUACUAGACGAAGCUACAGCGUCUAUUGACACGUCUACAGAUGUCAUGAUACAGGAGACGAUCCGGGAGAGUUUCGCUGACUGUACUGUCCUGACGAUCGCCCACAGACUCAACACCGUCUUACACUGUGACGUCAUACUCGUCAUGGACGCUGGAAAGGUGAUAGAAAUGGGCAAUCCACAGACCUUGUUACAGAAUUCUUCUUCGCAUUUCAACAAUAUGAUUCGUGCCCAGACAAUGCUGUAAUUAGACGCUAGAUAUCAAUAAACGUUUAUUUCAUAUAUAGCACAUCCCUAUGAUGUUUUAUAUCUAACAUUGCUACGUUUCUUUAUUUGAUGUUUUUAUUUAAGCUUUAACAACAUUGCCUUGGUAUAUCAGAAAUACACUGUCGUACAUCUAUGUACAUGUAACAGAUAUUAUGAAGAAUUUAUUUCAUUGCUUCAGCUAGUGAUCGAAUCCAAAACCUCUUAAUGAAUAGUUUUACUCUCAUAUCGAGCCGAGCGGGAUACCUAAUUGUCAAUGGAUAUAUCGCCAAAUUGAUAUGCACAAAAGAUGUACACUUUGGGAACAUCUGAUAUGAUACUAGAUAUGAACUGAGGUUCUCCAAAACGAUAAGCAUUUCCAUAAUGAUGAACUGAUAAUCCAAUCAUAACAAAGAACUCAUAGAAAUUAUUAGAGAGGUCACAAACAUCACUGUCAACUCACUUACUUUCAUUCAAGCAUGUGUUGUAUAUUAAAUUAUAACGCAUACGUAUGGAAGUUAUCAUAAUACCAUAUAAUAACAUAUCCUUUAACAUUGUCUCAUCACAGAUUGAAAAACAAAAGGAUCGAAAUAAUAUAUCAAGCCAUAUCAAGAUUUUUCCUCAUCAUAUUUUAGUUAUUCAUUUAUAAUAUAAUUGUAUUUAUGUAAUACAUAAAGGAAUUUAUACCUUCUGUUAGCUUAUCUUCUAUCUAAAAAUAAUCUAAUUUAUUUAACAUGCUUUUGUAUUUCGGAAUGUAGGUUCUGGAAACUAAAAAUCCGGGUCCUAUUUAGUAUAUGCCUCAAACUGGUAGGUCACGUGGUCACAUAGAAAACAAAAUUGUAAACAGAGGGAAUUUUCACUUGUUGAUUAAAAAAAUAAUUUGCCCUUCUCCUCCCCUACUCGUUCUUGCCACCUUAGAUUAGAUUAGGUUUAAAUGUGUUUAGACAUAAAGGCGUUUUAAAUUGGAGUCCGUAUCGACCAUCAUUUGGACAAUUGUCAGUAAAGAUGGCGGCGUUGUUACUGUGAAUAUCUCAAUCUUUUGGACUAUGACGUUUUCAGAGUGGCGUUUUUAGAGUGAAUAUUCCCAUCUUUUGGAUAAUUUUGAUGUCCAGGAUGUAUCUAUAUGUGUUAAGGCAUAUUUUGAUUAUUGGCAUUUAAACUAAUAAAUGCUCAAUUUCGAUGAUGUAUGUUUUUGUAUUUGUGGUUUU